Messenger RNA from Girardinichthys multiradiatus, 656 nucleotides. It is a transcript of the gene polr1d, whose product is annotated as RNA polymerase I and III subunit D. Gene Ontology annotation, molecular function: DNA-directed RNA polymerase activity; protein dimerization activity; DNA binding. The record is from RefSeq and is a predicted model, not a curated record. NCBI's taxonomy places the organism in Eukaryota, Metazoa, Chordata, Actinopteri, Cyprinodontiformes, Goodeidae. Gene Ontology annotation, cellular component: RNA polymerase I complex; RNA polymerase III complex. Bases 115 to 459 code for a protein of 114 amino acids. The transcript is spliced from 5 exons. Gene Ontology annotation, biological process: DNA-templated transcription.
GCACGGUGCAGAAACACACGUCGGAUCAAAGCGUCUUCCUCCUGCCUGUCAGACAAAGGUGAGGGCUUUAAACCCACCGGGAUCAUAUUGACGGACGUAGCGAGACCCUGAAGCAUGGCCGGGGAAGGCGAAAAGAAACCGGUGCUUGAAAUGGUCCAGGCUGACGGGGCCGAUGACGGGUGUGUGACGUUCGUGAUGCACAAUGAGGACCAUACGCUGGGCAACUCCCUCAGAUAUAUGAUCAUGAAGAACCCGGAGGUGGAGUUCUGUGGCUACACCAUCACCCAUCCUUCCGAGAGCAAGAUCAACUUUCGUAUCCAGACACGAGGGGGGAUUCCAGCUGUGGAGCCACUGCGAAAUGGCCUCAACGAUCUCCAUGAUGUUUGUCAACAUGUCCUCAACACUUUUCAGGCAAGAGUUAAUGAGUUCAAAGAAGGGCAGGAGCAGCCUAUGGAAUAAACAUCACACCUCAAUUCAACAAGAACUCGCUCCUCAAAGGUCCUAGAAACGUCACGUUUAAAUACUUGUACAGUUUUUUAUUAUUAUUAUUUUGUAUGUUGCUGUAAUUGACGUAUAAUGUUUGAUAAACAUAUAUCAAUGUUGCCUUUCAUUCCUGUGCUGCCUGACUAACAAGUAAAAUAUUUUCGAGCAUAAAA